UUCUUGGUCCUCCUCCGGGUCGGGGCCGCUCUCUCUCCUGCGCCUCUAUGGUCCUUUGCAGAAAGCAGCCCAGAUUCAGAGCAGAGCCUUCUUUCUUUCUUCUUUCUUUCUGCCCCAAAAGCAUUGCAGCCCCCUUUGGACUCCAAAGACCCCCCAAAUAAGGCUACCUAACGUCAUGCCGCUGCUCUGUCCGUUGCACGGUAGUGAGCUCUGGCAGACAUGAUGGACGCCAGCUACUGCUGUGGCUACCGACCGAGGCCUUUGGCCCUUGCGCUGCUGCUGCUUCUGAGCCUGCUUGGCUUCCGUGUGUCCCAGGGUGGCGACUGCAAGGGACACCGGCAAGUCCUGCGCGGUGCAUCGGGUUUCGUGACGGACGGGCCGGGCAACUACUCCGUCAAUGGGAACUGCGAGUGGCUGGUGGAAGCGCCCAGCAGCAGCUACCGCAUCCUGCUGAGCUUCAUGUUCAUGGACACGGAAUGCACCUACGACUACCUGUUUGUGUACGACGGGGACUCCCCGCGCAGCCCCCUCCUGGCCAGCCUCAGCGGGAGCACCCUCCCCCCCACCAUCGAGGCCACCUCCGGGAAGAUGCUCCUGCACCUCUUCAGCGAUGCCAACUACAACCUGCUGGGCUUCAAUGCCUCCUUCUGGGUCUCGCUGUGCCCGCGGGGCUGCUCGGGGCGCGGGCAGUGCGACCAGGACGGGCGGUGCAUCUGCAGCCGAGGGUGGGGCGGCCCCGACUGCUCCCUCCCCCAGUGCUCCACCUACUGCCUCCUCCACGGCACCUGCAGCCAGGAUUUGGGUCGGUGCCGCUGCGACGGGGGCUUUGUGGGGCAGGCCUGCGACUUGGCCCUGAGCGAGAACCAGGGGGCCGGGAAGUGGUACAACGUCAGCGGGAGGGACCCCGCCUUCCGCCCACGCACCGCCGCCGCAGGGGCCUUCCUGCCUUCCACUGGCGCGCUCUACGUCUUCGGAGGUUUGGACCUCAACACGGCCCUGGGAGACUUAGUUUUCUAUAACUUCACCACUAACGUCUGGCACCGGCGGGUGCUCAGUCCCUCUCCGUCGGCCCGCCACUCGCACGUGGCCGUGUCCUGGGAGGGGUCGCUGGUCCUCUUUGGGGGCGAGCUGGCCUCGGGGCGCCUGGCCAACGACGUGUGGGCGUACUUGCCCCGAGAGGGACGCUGGCAAGAGAUGCGGCCUUCCAACAUCUCCGGACCCCCUCCGCCGGGAGGCCUGGCUGGACACGCGGCGGCCGUAGUGGACAAUUGGCUCUACGUCUUCGGAGGCCGCACCUCGGUGGACGUCUUCUCCUCGCAGAUGUUCCGCUUCCACCUGCGGUCCUGGUCCUGGGAGCUGGUGGUCCCUUCCGGUGGGAAACCCCCAGCCGCGGCCGGCCACUCCAUGGUCUUCCACCCACCCUCACGGACGCUGGUCAUCUACGGCGGGCACCGGCCCUCCACCGCCAGGUUCAGCGUGCGCGUGAACACCACGGACCUGUUCCAGGUGGACCUGCGCUACUGGAGCACCUUGCGGGCCAAGGACUCCCACCGCGGACCCCGCGAGAGGGCCUUCCACUCCGCCACCGUCAUCGGGAACUACAUGGUGGUCUACGGCGGCAACGUGCACAUCCAUUACCACGAGGAGAAGUGCUACGAGGAUGAGGUCUUCUUCUACCACCUCGGCUGCCACCAGUGGGUCUCCGGGCACGACCUGGCGCCCCACGUCCACCACGAGGCGGAGGGCAAGGGCCCGGCCGUGGCUCCGGUGGGGGGCCGCUACUCCCACGUGGCGGCCGUCAUGAACGGGAACGUGCUGCUGGUGGCCGGCGGGUACAGCGGGGUCCCACGCGGAGACCUCCUGGCCUACAAGGUGCCCACCUUCGUCUUCCAGGUGCCCUCCCAGAUGUACCAUUUGGAUUACUGCUCCAUUUACACCGAGCAAACGACGUGUUCCAAGGACCCCGAGUGCGCCUGGUGCAUGCGAGUGUGCCAGAGCACGCAGCCCCGCAGCAUCUGCCCCAACCUGGGCUGCCUGGGCCUGGCACGGCUGCUGACGGACUGCCAGUCCUGCCUGGCCUUUGGGGGGGCCAACGCCUCCUUGCCCCGCGCCCCGGGGCCCUUCGGGUGGUGCGUCCAGAACGAGACCUGCAUGCCGCUCUCGGGUAAGCCAGCCCAGCCGCGCCUCCGCUCUUGGCCAUCCAUUGCAAGGCGUAGCAGCCUCUGCAACAGGGAUUUGCAACGGGAUCUCAGUGGGGCUCCCUCUCCGCUGGGCAUCAAUGCAGCCUGA
Anolis sagrei ordinatus is the source of this 2289-nucleotide messenger RNA. The record is from RefSeq and is a predicted model, not a curated record. Lineage: Eukaryota; Metazoa; Chordata; Lepidosauria; Squamata; Anolidae.